Molecule: messenger RNA, 1758 nt
Organism: Diatraea saccharalis (sugarcane borer)
Lineage: Eukaryota; Metazoa; Arthropoda; Insecta; Lepidoptera; Crambidae
Source: the annotation of a GenBank genome assembly
AGUUUACAUUCAGACUUACGUAAAUACAGAUCUAAGGGACUCUAGAUACCGCCGACUUAGGCUUUCGCAAUGGAUAUGUUUAAUAUAAAACCGUUAAGUAAGGAUGAGUGGUCUCCGGAUACGCUGUUCGGCGUGGAGGCCACAGGGGUCGAGGGAGGGAACCUCGCCGACCCCACAGCGAUAGCAUCUACCUCGAGCGAGGAGAGGGCCCUGCACCGCAUCACGGGUCGCUGGGGCGCCGAGUGGUUGAGCUGACUCGGCUCCGGCACCAGCACGCCUGCGGUCUGGCCCGCAGACCACCCCCUACCGCCCCCGCGGUGGGGAGCGCCGCGCCCGGCUUUGCACCUAUCCCUUCAACAGUAUGAGGAGAUGGUCGCGAAAGCCGAGGCGUUGUUAAGCCGUCUCGUCGUCUCAGAGAAUUAUGAUUCCGUCAACAACUUCCUCAGCCUAUAUGACACCUACAUGGCGUCUCCGGAUGAGGACCUCGAGACUUUCUUCCCAAAGUACAACCCACCGAUCCGCGCACACAAACACACUUGCGUCGGUCUCGCCAUGGAAGUUAUGAAGCGUCUUCGAGUUUUGGAGAAAGACUACCCGGGUAUCACUAAAUCGAUGAUGCUCGUGUCUUGCGAUGAGAACAUUCAAGAUCUGUUAGAUUACACCACGUCGUUUCCGGGACCUCAAGGAUUCCUGAUCGAAACCGAGAAAGACCACGUGAUGGUGGCGAUACAUGUGAAGGUUGGAGGAAGAGCUGGUGUGUUCCUUUCGGACUUGGGUUACCACAUAUCCCGAGUCGUGACAGUGAUGGCUGAUCGUUGCUAUCCACACACUGGUUGGUUCACACAGUCUGACGAGCCGCACUGCCGCAAAGAUUAUAACUAUCAAUUUAAUGCCCAUAAUAACGGUUAUGUGGAAUGGCACGAGCGUGAGACCAGAGCCGGAGUCACCAAAGAGCGCUUAUCUUUAGUCUAUGUGGCCAAGAGCUAUAUGACAGCUAUAAGCGUCACAGAGAAGAGGAAUCUGAUAUGGGACUUAAGGAGUCUUCUGGCGAGGGACCCUAAGGGUCAUCUCACAGCUAGUAUAUACUUUCACGUGAAGAAGAAGGACCAGCAGUUCACCAUGUUCUUCGACAGCAACAGCGGCAAACAACGGAAGAAACUGAAGUUUGAAACUUUCUUGGAACUGCAAAAGAUUCCUGAUGACGUCGUAGAAGAUGUGGACCAGUGCAACGACCAGCUGCGGUUAAGAGACGGCGAACUUUUGUCCAUCUUGAACAGACUAGCCACAAUCAUGGCUGACCAAGAAUACGUGUCCGAAGUCCUGGAAAUCAACGAUAAAGUCGUCCAGUUGUCAGCUGGCAACUAAAGACACCAGUAGUUUUCAAUAAUUUGAAAUACCAUAGACCCCGUGUCCUUAAAUAUAAUUUUGCAUAUAUAUUUUUUUAUUAAUCACAUUUUGUUGUACUCCAUCAUGUUUCAUUUUAAAUUACCUUUAUAGAUACUUAAUGAAAUAUUUUAUAAUUAAUGACCGAUUGCAAGUUUUUAUAGUCCCCAUUCUUAGAAUUAUAAUAAUAUGCUUAGUUACUAGAUUUUCAUUUUCUAUGUAUUUUCAUUUUAGUUAUUCAAGCAUGCCUUUAAAUCACUAGUACUCACAAAUUGUAGUAUUAAGUCUCUAGAUUAUGAUUAUGCUCCAGAUAGGACUUGAAUAUAGAUCUAAGUACUUCUUAGUGAACCCUCUGAGACAAGAUACGAGAACGGU